This is a messenger RNA of Mustela erminea (ermine), 5369 nucleotides long. It is a transcript of the gene DIRAS2, whose product is annotated as DIRAS family GTPase 2. The transcript is spliced from 3 exons. The record is from RefSeq and is a predicted model, not a curated record. Bases 2373 to 3122 code for a protein of 249 amino acids. Gene Ontology annotation, molecular function: GDP binding; GTPase activity; GTP binding. Gene Ontology annotation, biological process: signal transduction. Gene Ontology annotation, cellular component: plasma membrane. NCBI's taxonomy places the organism in Eukaryota, Metazoa, Chordata, Mammalia, Carnivora, Mustelidae.
CAAAGCCAGCAGCUCACCCAGCUCUACCCCAGGGAGAGUCCAGCUCGAUGGCGUUCUCCUUUGUGUAUGAACUUGGACUUGUCUUCCCAACUGUGCUACCAGCCACCAGCCCCAGCCGUCUGCACACCUGCGCACGGAAGACCAGGGGGCUCUCUCACCGUGCGCCCUGCCCGUCAGCUGUCCCCUGAGGCUCACAGAAAGCCGUCUGUGAAAUAGCCUCUUGACCCUGGGGGUACGACACAGCAGUUUAUCUCUCCGGCUUUCUCACUCAUCGGCUAUCGCUUCAUGCCUAUCCCUCCUUGACCAGAUGCCAGCGAAGCCAGCCCCGACGACAGCAGGUUUCUUACGACGCAGGCUGAGUGUGUCGGAACUGACCCUCCUGCUCCAGCAGGUUUCCGGCGGAUCGCUGCUCUUGGCGGCUGAGUCAGAGAACAUACGCGGCCAUCUGGGAUUCGCCGCCUAACGUGGCUGUUGCAUUUUUUAAGUAAUAUGAGACCAUUCUGGAAGGAGCUUGGCCCUAGUGCAUUUUCCUACAGGAAACCUCCUUCCUCACGGUUCUAGCAUCCUGAGCUCUGGUUCCGUUGUUGCUGAUUGGGACCGGCGGGGAUGCCUUCCAGGGUUUGCUGAGCCUCAGCUGAAGUGCGGUUCUGCCACCUCCUCGCUGUGCACCGACUGCCAGUCCUUCGCGCCCCCGGAGGCUCGGCUCCCGCAUCUGAACGUUGAGGCCACGUGAGCGUCUGGAUGGGAGGCGUUUCUGAGAUGCAGCUUGUCUGGGCCUCUCUGCCCCUGCUGGAGGGUCCGGACGCCCGGCUGUGCUGGUUGUGGUCGCCGUCUGGUCAGCGUCGAACGGUUCUGCUCUCUCUGCUUUGAAUGGUUCGGUUUUGUUCCUCUGCUGCGGAGGCCGGCGUGGAGCCCCGGUCUGACGUUGAACCUUGCUUCCGGAGGGGCUUCUGGCCUCUGGCCUUGGCUCGUUCUAGCCAAGACUGGGGGACACACACUCCAACUAAUCUUGAAAGGUGGAUUUUUUUUUUUCUUUAUAUCUUGCUCUUUGAGCUGGGCCUGUAGGGACUCCGUGUUCUGAUUCUGGUUAAAUCCGUGCUCCUCCGUUUGCCAACUCUUUCCUUCUGUUCCUUGACCGAGCUCAUCUCCCCGCAGGCAGUCCUGCCUGUCCCUGAAUUCAUGCUGUUCUGGGUCUGUAAGCAUGUCCCCUGCUUGACGCCUUUGUGGCUCUGGUCUCUUCAUCUCUGUAAGGCUCCUGGGGGGCCCGGUGCCGACCGAAGCCUGCGGAGGACAGGAGGUGCUGAGGACAGUCCAGGGUCACCUGUCAUUGGAUUCCACACACGCGGGCCGCCGCAGACUUCCGUGGCACGUUCUGCUGACCUGCGUGGUGACUGUGGAGAGGACACAAAUCAAUACUGAUCAGUGGUUCAGGCCCCGAGUCCAGCCCUUGCCUUUGCUCAUCCCGUCGGCUUCCGACCUCUGAUGCUCUUCGUCCUUCUCCAAGAGCAUCGGCCCCACGUCCGGCGUCCGUCCUCAUGGCGCGUGCAGAUGUCACCCGGGAGAGCUCGGUUGUUCCUUCCUCCCCACCUGCUCCCUGUGGCUUCCACAGCGUGGCCUUCCAUGCAGCCGCUCCCACCCCCGGUGCUCCCGUGAGCUUUGCAGACUCAGGUUCCGAGCUGGAGUCCUCUCUGGUUCCCUCGUGGGUCUUGCAAGCCGUCUUGUCCGCUCUGGGCUUCAGGCCUGAUGUCAGCGUGGCUCCCAGCCUCACACCGCGGUCCCGGGGCCACAGCAGGUGCUGCGCACGUCAUCCCCCUGCCCACGUGCCGUGAGCCUCGACGGCCCAAACAUGCUCGCAGCUCAUGAUCUCACAUGCCCCUGCAACCCAUCCUUUGCCCAGCGUGCUCUCAGGAGAGGGUCUGGUCCCGUCCCUCCGGCUCUACCAUUUGGAAACCCGACCAGUUUCCCUGAUGCUUUACUGCCCACUCCCCAUCUGACCUCCUUCCUAACCAACCACCAUCACUUCCGGGUUGGCGGCACGUUGCCUGUACUCGGUCUUCCCCGUCGCCUGUCUGGUCCAAGCUGUCUGCGUUUGGGCGUAAUUUACUGUAACUUCUUGUCCGCUUUCUCCGCUGCAGCCGGCCCCUUUCAGUGGCUGUGCAGUGUGGUCUGAAACGCACGUGGCCGUCACAGUACCUCCUGGCCCUGCCUCCCCCCACGUGGCUGCCCUCCUGCAGUCGGGGCUGAGAUCAUGCACCGAGACAGUCAGGGAGACUGUCUGAGAAGGGGAUAUUUGAACAUAGGUCUGUAGAAGGUUUCUUCUGCACCUGAUCUGUCGAGUGCUUUCAUCCUGAGUGGCUGUUGGAUUUCGUCCCAUGCUUGUCCUGCGUCUGUUGAGACGACCGUCUGAUGAUUUUCUUCCAUUCUGUGGAUGUGAUCUGUCGCGUGUUGAUCUGCAGGAAUCGUCUCCCACGUCUGGUUCCUCGGCUAGGUGCUUCCUGGUGACGGGCAGAGGUCCCAAGCAACAUGCGGAACAGAGCAAUGACUACCGCGUGGCCGUGUUCGGGGCCGGGGGCGUUGGCAAGAGCUCGCUGGUGCUGAGGUUCGUGAAGGGCACGUUCCGGGAGAGCUACAUCCCCACGGUGGAGGACACCUACCGGCAGGUGAUCAGCUGUGACAAGAGCAUCUGCACGCUGCAGAUCACCGACACCACGGGCAGCCACCAGUUCCCGGCCAUGCAGCGGCUGUCCAUCUCCAAGGGCCACGCCUUCAUCCUGGUCUACUCCAUCACCAGCCGGCAGUCGCUGGAGGAGCUCAAGCCCAUCUACGAGCAGAUCUGCGAGAUCAAAGGGGACGUGGAGAGCAUCCCCAUCAUGCUGGUGGGGAACAAGUGUGACGAGAGCCCCAGCCGCGAGGUGGACAGCGGCGAGGCCGAGGCCCUGGCCCGGAAGUGGAAGUGCGCCUUCAUGGAGACCUCGGCCAAGCUCAACCACAACGUGAAGGAGCUCUUCCAGGAGCUGCUCAACUUGGAGAAGCGUAGGACCGUGAGCCUCCAGAUCGACGGGAAAAAGAGCAAGCAGCAGAAAAGGAAAGAGAAGCUCAAGGGCAAGUGCGUGGUCAUGUGAAGGCCCGUCCGUGGGAGGAGCCACGGCGUGUCCCCCCCAUCCCCACCCCCAUCCCCUUCCCCACCUCACGUGACACCCGCCGUCGUCAGGGCAGCAUGUCCGAUGCCCACGUGUUCAACAUCGCCUUUGGACCGAGCCGCGCGCCCUGUCCUCCCCAAGAGGGCCCUUCAUGCCACCACCGAUAAGCACCCCCUCUCCAGAGUCAGGGAUUCUGCCCAGCCCUUCGGAUGGACGCCCUGCCUUGCCCGGCCUCUUGGGGGCUGGAGAGGCGCUGGCUGUCUCCAAAGGCGGCUUCACCAGGAGGGGAUGGUCUGGGUUGGCGGGAGCGGGUCCCAUCUGCAUGCGUGCGACAGUGUGGGACCCCCAGCCACGGCCCACCCCGACCAGACCAUCCCCCCCAGCGCGCUCAAAGCUGGACACUCCUGGGGCCGGGAGGGGCAGGAGGGGAGGAGCCCAGGCCAAGUUCAUUCCAUUUCAGGUCCUUUAGCCGAAUUACAAAUAACAUGUCACAGUGGCCCCCGGAGGCUGCUCGCUGACGGGUCCCUGACGCGUGAGGUUCGCUGCUCGAGGGGGAGGCACUCCCAACACCAGACCUCAUUAGCGGGUGUCCCUGUCACUUUGGGGAGGGUUUAUUUCACAUACAGUGGUGGCAUCCUGCUGGGUCAGACACCCUGCAGGGCGGGAGCGAGGGUCUCUGGACCGACUAGCGCAGUGUCCCGGCACUCGGCGAGUUCCCCUCGAGGGUUUUAGAGAUGUGCUUUAUCUUCCCUUUCACCUAGGAGGGGUCGGCUUCUUCCAGCCCCUCAGGUUUUAAAUAAAGGCAAUUAAAGUAGCCAUUAUUUUUAGACAGCUGUUUGCCUUCCGAGAUGGUUUCCUUCUUCUCAGUAACUCCGUCUGUAUGCCGCUGGAACAGCCAGCAAAGGCCGUCCGAAGACCAGAAGCACAUCUGUUUUCUAAGUCACACGGACACCUCUACGCCAUACUCUGCCCCUCGAGGAAAUACUUCGAAUCAGAAGUCGUUCACUGUGUUUUUGGUGAUCUGUCUGUAACAGAAGCAUAUUCCCGGAGAGCGUGUUCAAGGAAUGGGUUAUCUUGCAUGCUCCGUGACACCGGUGUCUCCUCAUCGCUGUUCGACGUGCUCUCCACUCCGGAAACAAUGAUCUUUUCCUCUUAAUGACCUUGUGUGCAUUCUUAAUCCUCCAGACCAAAUCGGGGCGUCUGCUGGUUCCCGCGUGCUGGCGAGGAGAUGGGGCGGAGGCUGGAGGCAGGCUCAGCUUCACUGCUCUGUCCAGUCUGGUUUGGCUCUGCUUCCAGAGAGUUCCCACCGACAGAGCCUGUGAGCCCUCCUGUUUGUUCCAGCUGGCGUUGCUCACACUGGCCCAGGAUUCCAGAGUCUUCCUUUCAGCAGGGCUUCCUGCCUGAGGCUGGAAGAGGCUGGAGGGGGCCCUGGGCUGGGACGGGGAGCCCUCAGCUGUCAGAUGGCCGCGCCAGCCUCCGCCGAGUGGUCACGUUGGGGAUGUGUGCUUCCAGCCCCCUGGGUUCUGCUCUUGUCUGGACAGCUCCGUGCGCUGGGCGCACCCUCAUCAGCCCUUUCUGGUUCAGCGUCCCUGCCUUUGCUGUUCUUCUGUGCUCUGCCAGCAAGUCCCCAGGUGGUACGUGUGGUGCCGCGGGUGGGAGACGCCGCUGAGAACCAGCCGCCCCACUGUCUUCCCACACGUUGGUCUCCGAGUGGCGCCCUGAGCAGGGUGUGGACGCGGCCUGCAUGCCAGCGGGGUUGGGGAGCCCAGAAGGAUGCCUCAGCCAGACCGGAGGUCCCAGCAGGUCCUAAGGGAGGCCCCUCCCAUGGUGGCUGCCCCACAGCCUUCACAGCCACACCUGGCUGGUGAACUUUCUAGAACAUUUAUUUUUCAACCUAGUCCUACUCUUUUUUUUUUUUUUUUUUUACUUGUUUCUAUUCUUUGAGAAGUGAGAUUGGUUUGUCAUUUGGAUGUGGGUUAAGUGGAAGAAGAAACAGGACAUCACAGCCACCAUCGGAGGCUGGGGUCUAGCAGGGGCUGCGUGCGCGUCCCCGAGGCUCCUGGUGUGAGGCCUCCCUGCCAGACGCCCUGUCCUCACUGGUAGAAGUCACGGUUCCCGUUCUGCCUCUCACGCCCUGGUCUGCCACUGAAGCUUUUAGAGCUUCAUCAAUAGAGGUUUUUUUUUUUUUUAAUUAACAUACAAUGAAUUAUUUGUUUGGGGGUCCAGGUC